Salvia splendens (bonfire salvia) is the source of this 2770-nucleotide messenger RNA. Its product is annotated as AP-5 complex subunit mu. Gene Ontology annotation, biological process: endosomal transport. Gene Ontology annotation, cellular component: AP-type membrane coat adaptor complex; lysosome; cytosol. The record is from RefSeq and is a predicted model, not a curated record. NCBI's taxonomy places the organism in Eukaryota, Viridiplantae, Streptophyta, Magnoliopsida, Lamiales, Lamiaceae. The transcript is spliced from 7 exons. Bases 745 to 2454 code for a protein of 569 amino acids.
CCUUGGGCUUUGGGCUGAUGGGCCGCCACUGCUAUUGGGCUUGUUUAGUACGUACCCCAUCAAUUAUACUGUGUUUUCAUUUUUGUAUUUUUUGUGAACUAUGGUGAAUGUUUGUUAUAUGUGUGUUACUAAGGUUUCUUUUAGUCAUUAUCUAAUACAUUCGGUCGCCCUUUUGCCUGACUUGGUAAAAGCACCAAAAAUAUCAUUCAUUUGCUGAUGGGCAGAAAUUAUGUGGUUUUCGGUUUAAUGAUUCCUUAAGUUGAUUAGCUAAGACUCUCAUGUCAUAAUGUAAAGCAUAAAACAAGUUUCUGAAGUUUUUAAUAAAUUCCAGCAUUGGCAUAUUUGGUUGAGGUAAUAUAUUCCAGCAUUGGCAUAUUUGGUUGAGGUAAUAUAUUCCUGAUAAUACUAUGUAGAUGCUGUAACGAGCUACGUUAUUGAUAGCAAAGACUGAUAUGCUUAUUUGCGGACAAUACAUAAUAAUUAUUGUGUCUUCCUAGUUAAUGUAUUAUGGGUUGAGUUUCUAUCUGGUAGACAUCGUUGGCAAGAAGAACUUUCUGUUGGUUCUUGUUUUAAUUUAUUAAUUUGGAAAGUACUAAUAUACUGCAACUACUAGACAAUCUCUCUCAGUAAAGUAAUUUAUAGUAGUUAUGUUUUUUUCAUCGAAUCCUUUCCUGGAUCAAGUUCAUCUUUAAUAGUUCAACUUAUACUGGUAGAAUAUUGGAGAAGACACUGCUAUCAGUAUCGAUGUCAUUUGAUUUCUUACUUGCCCCUGCUUUACACUAUUGGGAGGGCUCAGCUCGAGGGUUUGGUGUACGUGUGAGCCAAUCUGUUAAAGGAUCAGAUUCAUGGGUUGAUGAUCCAAUUGCUCGUCAUGUAAUAAGCUUGUACAUUAACAAAGAAGAAGGGGAGAAUAAUCUCCUGUGGCCUCUGGUCCUACAUAUUAAGGGACCAUAUUCUAUUCUUAUAUUGCCUUUGGUAGAACCUCGUCAUUUGAAGUCCUACUCAAGGAUGUGUAAUACAUCAGAAUGUGGAAAUGCUAUUGGGGCUGAUGAGAGUUUGUCUUCACUCCUCUUGGAUCUUCCAUCCAUCACAGGGGCGUUUGCUGUGGCACAAACAAUCGGGGACAUCGUAGUUGGUGAAACAACGGAGCCAGAAGUAGUUGUUGCUGCAUCUCCCUCAGUUGGUGGACUGCUCGAUACCCUCACUGGUAGCAUAGGAAUUUCCAGUAUUUCUGUAAGAGCAAAACCUGUAGCUUUACCUGUUGCAACUUCCACUAUAUCUGGGACCGCCGUGACCGGAACUGCUAUGUCUGAUGAUCCGAAGAUGGGAUCCAGGCCUUUGGAUAAGGAUGUCCUUAGGUCUUUCAUCAGCAGUGCAAUGCCCUUUGGUACUCCUCUCGAUCUUAGCUACUCCAAUAUUUCUGCCAUCAAGACCACAGGAUUUUCUUCAGCAGACGUGCCUCCUGCUGAUCGAAAGCAACCAGCAUGGAAGCCUUAUCUUUACAGGGGGAAGCAGCGGAUUCUAUUCACUAUUCAUGACACGGUCCAUGCUGCAAUGUAUGAUAGAGAUGAGAUCCCAGACAGCAUAACCAUUUCUGGUCAGGUGAACUGCAGAGCAGAGUUGGAGGGACUUCCUGAUGUUUCUUUACCAUUGACCUGGUUGGCUAGUGCCCGAGUUGAGUCGUUAACCUUCCAUCCUUGUGCUCAAGUUCCAGAGCAUGGUGGUGAUAAACAGGCUAUUACAUUUUCACCACCAUUGGGUAAUUUUGUCCUGUUGCAUUAUCAGGCACUUUGUUCUGUUGGACCUCCCAUUAAAGGGUUUUAUCAGCUAUCAAUGGUCUCAGAAAAUGAAGGGGCAUUUCUCUUUAGGUUAAGCAUCAUGGAAGGUUACAAAUCUCCUUUAACAAUAGAGUUCUGUACAGUAACAAUGCCUUUUCCAAGGAGAAGGGUUGUUUCUUUUGAUGGGACACCUUCAAUUGGAACAGUAUCAAAUACCGAGCACUCAGUGGACUGGAGGAUAUUAACAAACACUCGAAUUGCUUCUGGGAAAAGCAUCGAGGCAACCUUUUCCGGGACAGUUAGAUUUGCGCCGUGGCAAGCACAAAAAAUGCCUUCAUCUGGAUCAGUGCUGAUGGGUGUUGAAGACAGCGAUCUUGAAUCUGAAUCUAGUGGCAGCAUGGUAAAUGUUGAGGAUUACAUAAUGGAGAAAAUGAUUAAGGAUCUUCCAGCAGCUGAUCUAGAGGAUCCUUUUAACCGCCAGGCAUACAAUUAUGCGACAGUUUCUUUCAAGAUGAUAGGGCCUUCAUUCUCAGGAAUCUCUAUUGAUCCCAAAUCUGUAAGCAUAUUUCCAGCAGUUAAGGCACCUAUUGAAGUUUCAGCUCAGGUUACUUCUGGGGAUUAUAUUUUGUGGAAUACUUUAGGAAAAUGUCCAGUUGCAGCCACACCACAAGCUUAGACAAUCAACACAGGAGAGGCUGAAUAUAUGCUGAAACUAAAUCUGCAAAAAAAAAAAAAAAAAGAUUCAUGUAUCUCUUGGUCUGCUCAUUUGCCUGUGGUCUUGAAAAAUUUGUGUCAUCAAAUUAACUGUUCAUGCGCAAGUGCUGUGGCAACCUGCAACAGCAUAUAGGACUGGAUAUGUUAGCAACUAAAUGUCAACCAGAUGAAUGAUUUAUAUAUUCUUCCCUAUGAUUUUGGUCCGAGAGAUCUGAAUUGAUUGCUUGGGAGUGUUGUAUGAAACAUUUUUCAAUAAUUUUGUUUGGUUGACAGCUUUA